This is a messenger RNA of Austrofundulus limnaeus, 1660 nucleotides long. It is a transcript of the gene sowahab, whose product is annotated as sosondowah ankyrin repeat domain family member Ab. Gene Ontology annotation, molecular function: protein binding. The record is from RefSeq and is a predicted model, not a curated record. Lineage: Eukaryota; Metazoa; Chordata; Actinopteri; Cyprinodontiformes; Rivulidae.
UUUUAUUUUAUUUUAUUUUAUUUUUAAAGAAAUAUGUCUUUGACCCAAGAGUCCGUGUUGUCGUUCCUCCUGGAGCGCGGGGGUCAGGUGAAGAACUGUGAUCUGGUGAGUCAUUUUCGGAGCCUCAUCAACAGCGGAGGUCCGGCGGAGAAGCAGCAGAAGCGGGAGCUCUUUAAGAGGCUGGUGAACAGCGUGGCUGUGGUCCGACAGAGCGACGGGCUGAAGCUGGUGGUCGUCAGGAAAAGAUACCAGGACUUUGUGAAAGAUGAAAACCCGGAGCGAAGCUUCUCGAGCCGAAACAACAACAACAACCCGACCUCCCCUCCUCCUCCUCCUGCUCCUGUCCCAGCAGCAGAGUCAGACAGGAGGAUUCACCCAGAGGAGCAGCACAGCCUCCGCUGCUCCUCUUCAGCUACGGAGAGCCCGCCCAGAAGAAGGUCUUUGUCGGAUUCAACCACCCUCAAAGUGCUCCAUCUCACCGGGGAGCAGCCGAGCAGAGCGGGCAGAUCAGGCGUGGUGUUUGCUGUCAUAGCAGUCAAAUCCCCAGAGAGGGGAGACUCUGCACCAGCAGCACACCAGAGUCCAGACCAAACAAAACCUCCCCCCGAGCCUGCUAAUACGUUUUCACAUUUGAAAAGUUGGGGAGGCAAGACAGAGGGCGACCCCCCGGCGAGGCCCCRGAGCAAGAGCACAAGACCAACAGAUGAUGAAUGCGUGCCUCUGGACCCUUUAGCUCACGAGUGGCUGGUGAAGUGUGCAUCCGGACUGUGGGGGUCCGUGUACGCCUUGCUGCUGAGGGACACGCGCCUGGUCCAGAGGAAGGACUUCAUGUCCGGCUUCACGGCCCUGCACUGGGCCGCCAAGGACGGCGACAGCGGCGUGCUCCACAAGCUCCUGGAGAUCUCGGGGCGACGGGGCGCGGACGUGAACGUCAACAGCAAGUCCCACGGAGGGUACACGCCCCUGCACAUCGCCGCCAUGCACGGCCGCGCCGAGGUGGCGGCGGCCCUCGUGCGUCGCUACGGCGCCAGCGUGGACGAAAGGGACAACAGCGGCAGGAAGGCCCUCCACUACCUGGAGGAGGACGCGCCGGCCGAGGUCAGGGGUCUCCUGGGUGGACGGGACCGGGAGAGGACCGAGGACGAGGAGCACAAAGGGCACCACAAAGGGUUCAACUCCAUCAGUAAACUCUUCCACCCUCACACGGGGAGGAGGCCCAGGGCGAGCAGGGUUUCACAUGAGUGGUGACUUGGAAGAAAACGGCCACUUCCAAGGAAAACACGGCGUGGACAAAGCUGCACGAUACCCUGACGAUAUCCUGAAGGACUGCAAUAGAUCUCAAGGGGCGUCCAUGUUUGGUGGAACCAAGAGCCGCUCGUGGCCUUGAAGCCCACAUCUGGUUUAGAUGAUGACAGGAGAGGAUGGGGUGAAAAUGUUGGUUUAUCACAACUGAUAUUGUAAUAUUAAACGAUAAUAUUGUACAUUGCAAGUUUUUCUUACACAUAUCUCUUAGUACAGUGUAUCACUGACUCAUAUAGGAGAUUUGUACUUCAAAUAUAUAAAGUUUUCAUAGAACCAGAACCAGAAAUCAACAUUUUGUUAGAUGUUUCUGUCUCCUAAUGAGGAAUAAAUCUGUUGAUGUAAAACCUGAGGGAACUGA